Hypanus sabinus (Atlantic stingray) is the source of this 3349-nucleotide messenger RNA. RefSeq names its product cyclin dependent kinase 2 interacting protein (gene cinp). NCBI's taxonomy places the organism in Eukaryota, Metazoa, Chordata, Chondrichthyes, Myliobatiformes, Dasyatidae. The transcript is spliced from 5 exons. Bases 90 to 797 code for a protein of 235 amino acids. The record is from RefSeq and is a predicted model, not a curated record.
CCUUCCACCCCUCGCUCCCACGGCACUCCAGGGUGGGGAUUUCCAAAGAUUCACCGCCUUCUCUGUGCAAAUAUUUAAUUUAAUGUCCUAUGCCGUACUCUGAGACCGCAUCCUCUUGUUUUAAAUUCUUCCACGAGCGGAGACCUUCCUUCAUCCAGCCGGUUGAAAUCUUAGAAUUUUGUUUAAUGACUCCAAGAAAACCAGACUUGAGUAACAGUUCCAGAAAGAUAAAGGACAAUGCUGCGGAUUGGCAUAACCUCAUACUGAAAUGGGAAACUUACAACAAUGAAGGAUUCUCACUCGCAAAUAAAAUUGUUAACAUUAAACUGAACCACAAGAGUGGUGAAACCAGACAGGAAAUAUCUGAUGAUGAUUUUACUGCUCAUCAUGAAAAGGCUACUUUGGAAUACAAUAAAGAACUUGAGGAACAUUGCACUGAAUUACUUUAUUUCCUUGACAAAAUGAAUAAAUUGGUAUUGAAGAUGGAAAAGCUUUGUGCUACUAUGAAAGGAAUAAAUGAUCUUGACACUUAUCACUAUGGUGAAACAGGAAGAUCAAUACCUCUAUUUCACACAUGGCCCACAAAAUAUUUCUAUAUAAUCUCUGCUGAGUUACUGGAGAUGUACAAAAAAGAACUGCAGCUAAAGAGUAUAAUUGUUCAAGAGAUCGCCCACACUAAUAGCUGUGAUCUUAUGAUGGUUCAGCUAUCUUCUUGGCUGUACCAGCCUUACAUAGAAGAAAGGGCCAGAUUCCUUAUUGAAAGUAUGCUGCUGGAAACAGGACACAGAGCUCUAUAACAUAAUUGAAAAUUAUUACAAAAUAAUUGUCAUAAACAAACCACCUAUUUAUAGAAUUUUGUAACUUUGAAUUUAAUAAACAUGUUUGUUUAUUAAAAUUAGCUUAUCACAACUAAACACCUACCAAGGCUUACCCAAGAUUGUUUAGCUAAACUUUUGAAGACUGGUUAGUGCAUGAGUAAAUAUGAACUCCAUGUGGCAAGAAUUACAGUACUAGGUUUCACUCUUUGAUGAAAUUUUGUAUACUGUAAAAGGUAGAAUUCAGUAGACAAUGAGUAUGACAAACGACAAAGAAAAUAUAUUUAUUUAUUUCUUUUUUUAAGAAACUCUUGAAAUACUUGUGCUGAAAAAUAAUUUUGUUCAAAUUAUUAAACAAUGGUCCUGAAAGGUUGUUAAUGAUUUGUCUUGCACUCAAGCGAUGGAAAAACAAAGAGCAAAACUGCAAAAUAAAAGUGGCUUUUUAAAAAAAAAAUCUGUUCCAUAUAUUGCUAAUAUUUAACGGAGCUUGAUGGUGGCUUUAUAGGUUUAUCAUCCUAUUAAAGGCAGCUUUUCAAAAAUAUAGACCCAUGUUGCCAAAAAAAACCCACAUGGUCUACAUAAAAUUCUACAGCAAAUAUUUAUAACAGUUUAACAAUGGUGCAUAAUACAGUGUACAAACCAAACUUUGGCCUGUUACAAAGCUGAUCCUUGACAGAGAGCAGUUCCAUUUUGUAAUAACCUUAAAAAUAUCAAAUAUUUUAAGUGAAAGAUGAUUUAACUCAAUCCUUUUAUGAAAUUAUCAGAUGACUGUAACCAUCAUCCAAUUACUUGACAUUUAAUCAUCCCAAAUUAAGGCAACAAAACUGUCUGUCAAGAUUACAAUGUACUGAUAAGUCAAAGACAUUACAAAAUACUUUGUAUAUUAUAAUUAAAAAUAGAAAAUAAAUUCCAUUUUCUGCUAUUUUCAAUCUUUAAAUAGUUUCAUUAUUUACAAUAGUCAAAUUACAAGCCUUUGAUAAAGAUUUGUUAUAUACUAACAAAACUAGAAACUACUAACAUGCACAACGGCUUUAAUACAUAUUUAAUUAACAGCCUACCAUGGGUAAUAAGCACUAUAUACAUAGCAUAGCAAUGUAACUUUCCCAUUUUCACAUUCUUGCAAACUUAUACAAAAAACAGCAUGUUUCACAUUAGAUGCAAGAUUCAAAUCAGAAUUUGGGGAGGGGAAGGAUAUGUCUACUAGGCAUAAUUGAAAACAUGCUGCACAAGGGAAGUGACUCAUUUAAAAUUUCAUAACUAAGGCUGAAUGAACGGUUAAUUUUAAUUACAGUUCUCAAAAUUUAAAUUUAGGUGAUAACUAAUGUUACUCCAGUACUCCUGCUUGCAACUUAGCCAUCUCAUAAAUUCUGAUCCUCAAUUUAAGCUUUUGGAUAUAACACUGUAAACACAAUGACUGAAGAUGCUCGUUGGCAACUACAAAAAGAUGGCAACAACGUCAGGAGCAGAGGAGAAACGUAAAUGACUGAAAUACAAAACAAUUGUCCCAAGAAGAGUUUAGUUUAAAGCAGCAAGGUCCAUAUAUUUGCAAUGUGUUUGGAACUGAAGAUGCAGUGAAACAGAAGCACUCAAUAUAUACAAAUACAUAGCCCAAAAAUGUGUUGAUGCCACACAGUUUUCGUAACCCAUGUGGUUCAGAAUUAAUAUUCAGCAAUUUAUUCUAUUUAGCAGCUUAUCCAAUCAGUAAAUGUUCAUGAUAAAAGCACUGUGUUCUCCACUGCUUGAAGUCUAAUUUCCUAAGUGAUCAAAUUAGGUGGUUAAAAUUCUAUGCCAGUAAAACAUUUAGUGGAGAAAAAACCGUAUCCUCCUAGUACUUAGAACAGUCAUCAAGACUAAUUUAAAUAAAUUUGGUGUUUUAAAUCAGAAAACACCAAAAAACAUACAGGCUUUUUGCAAAUUUAAAGAUUUAAAUCAUUUACAAGCGAUCUAAACAAAUUUUGUUUACUGCAUAAUAUGCGUGUUCCCUGUCAUGAGAUGAGCGACAAAGAUUAAACUUAAAAUUUUAGCAAAAAUUUCACUUUUCCAAUGUAACAGAUUUAUAUUUAUUAUAACCUUUACAUGGGAGUACAAUUGAUCUUUUAAAGGCAGUUUCAAAAAAGGCAGUAGAACAUAUACAAAUGCUAUUUUGGCUAAAUAAGUAUAUUGAAUAAGCAAUAAGGAGUCAAAGAUACAAAGAAAGCUUUCAAUUUCAGUGCAGCAACAUCACAUUUUCCGGACAACUGCAGUCAAGGGUAUGUUCCAGAAAACAAUAAAUAAAAUUGGAUUUAUUUUAUGAAAUUAACUUGUGUACCUUGCCAUGCACAUUGCAACAUGGAGGGUAACCACUCUCAAAACCUUCUACUCAGUUUUGUACAAGACUCGUUAACUCAUGGGACAAUAAAGUUUAACACAAAAAUACAUUAAUAAAUGUUCAUCAGAACAUAAGGUCUCUAGUUUCUUUUACAAAAAUGAACAGCUUUAUUUUUGUACUGUAUCAGUUCACAGAACACGUAAAAACCUCCUUUUAGUUAUUUUUG